This is a messenger RNA of Photinus pyralis (common eastern firefly), 1322 nucleotides long. RefSeq lists its product as uncharacterized. Lineage: Eukaryota; Metazoa; Arthropoda; Insecta; Coleoptera; Lampyridae. Bases 107 to 670 code for a protein of 187 amino acids. The transcript has 5 exons. The record is from RefSeq and is a predicted model, not a curated record.
GAAAACGGUUAUUUUCAAGUUAACAUCCUGUAUAAUACGAUUUACCAACAAUUGUAACAUAACCUCAAUUAUAUAAUUCAAGUAAAAAGAACUCAAAUUUUAAAAUAUGAAACGAGCUCUUGGUUUGGAGAUGGAAAAUCUUACAAAGAAAGUAACUCUUGUAAAUCGUAACAAUGAACCUUGUGGAGUGCAACUCGUUAACAGUGUGGCUGUGGGUAAAAGAUCACCAAAUGAUCUUGUAGAAUUGGCUGUUGAAAUACAAAAGGCAGAUAAUUUUAUACAUGCAAAUGCUUGUAAUAAGUUACAAAUUAUAGCGGAACAAAUUAGAUUUUUACAACAGCAAGCAGAAAAUGUACUUAGAGAGACGAAACUGAAUUUAGACCUUCACCAUGCGGCUUGUAAUUUUGUUAAGGUUCCUGGAAACAUCUAUCAUUUGUACAAGAGACCAUCAGGACAGGAAUAUUUUAGCAUGUUGUCUCCCCAGGAAUGGACAAACAGUCCACAUCCGUACUUGGGCAGUUUUCGAUUAGAACAUGACCAAUCUUGGACCCCAUGUGAAGCAAUUAAUCAAAAAGAUUUAGAAUUGUCUGUAAUUAAUAAGAUAUUAACACAUGGUGAACAUAAUAUUAAUAUGAUGCCAAUGCAUACUUUACCACAUGUUAGUCAAUAGAGGGUUAUUUAGGUGUUUAUGUUAAACCAGCCAGUAACCAUUGCUAUAUUGAUACCGAAAUUCUGUGAUGAGUUUGUGUAAAGCUACUAUUUUGGUUAUUAUAUUGUCUUAAAUUUUUAGAUAAUUAUUGUAUUGAAAUGUUUAUGCAGCAACUGGUUUGUGUGUAAGUUCCUUUUAGAUAGUUUUUUUAAGACAAUUCAGACUAAAAAAAUAUGCCCUUUUUUGUGUGAUUUGUUGGAUGUAACACGUAAAUGUUUGUAAAUAAAUAAAUGAGUAGUAGGUAUAGUAGUGUACAUUUUUUAUUAUCAUUAGUAUAGUGACAUGCCUUUGCUUUAUUAUCAAUAUCUAUUGUUUUGUUAUUAUGGAUCUAAAAGAUGUAAUAGGCAAGUUAGUAUGUGCUAUUGGGUGAUGUUUUAUAAAAUAAAGGUUCUUCUUAAUUGUGUCCAUUCUACUAAAAAUAGUUCAACAUCAGUUUUGUUGACCAACAUAAUUUAGGAAUUUGAAUGGUUCAUUUUUCUUUAAAAGGCCGGGAGUCUGCUAGCGCAUUUUAUGUUUUAUUUUCGCGAAUGGUUUCGGAGCGUGCCCUUGUCAGUUAAAUGCGUGUGAAAGUUGGAAGCGCCAGAGACUCGUGACUUAUGACGAAACUAACUAG